Molecule: messenger RNA, 5107 nt
Organism: Phacochoerus africanus (Common warthog)
Lineage: Eukaryota; Metazoa; Chordata; Mammalia; Artiodactyla; Suidae
Gene: MTSS1
Product: MTSS I-BAR domain containing 1
Exons: 16
Coding region: 554-3010 (818 amino acids)
Biological process (GO): adherens junction maintenance; plasma membrane organization; positive regulation of actin filament bundle assembly
Cellular component (GO): cytoplasmic side of plasma membrane; actin cytoskeleton
Molecular function (GO): actin binding; phospholipid binding
Source: RefSeq, a predicted model, not a curated record
UGCGCCCCUGCGAACGUCCCCGGGAGCCCAGCUGGAGCGAGCGCCCGGGCCCGGCGCGCAGGACUGAAAAGGAGGCGGCGGCCGCGGCUGCGAGCAACAGAUCCCGGCGUCUCGAGCAGAUCCGUUCUUGCAGCUGGGCGAUUUUUUUUUUUUUUAAUUUCAAGAACGUUUGUUAAAUUAGAAAAUCUUGCAUUUUUAAAUGGCGCUGGCCCUGGGUCAGCGGGCGGUUUUCUCUGCUUCAAGAUGGGCUUUGCUGUUUCUGCCGUGGGCACCAGUGGUGGCCUGAUUGUCAGUCUUGUCCGGGCAUUUUUAAGGCCAGGAGCAGAGCACUGCAUAUAGGCGCCCUACAGAGCGGUUUGGCUUUUUAAAUUAUUUUAUUAUUUUGGGCAGAGAACAGUCGAUCUCGGGCAUUUCGUCCUCUUUGCACAAGAGGCUGCGAGUUGGAGGUGGGUCGCUCGGAGGGUGAAAUUACUCCCGGGGUGAGCGAUCCCCAGCUCUGCACACAGUCCAGGCGGCCCCGAGUGUGUGUCCUGUCCCUGCUGGCGCUGGGAAAAUGGAGGCUGUGAUUGAGAAGGAAUGCAGCGCGCUCGGAGGCCUCUUCCAGACUAUCAUCAGCGACAUGAAGGGGAGCUAUCCGGUUUGGGAAGAUUUCAUAAACAAAGCCGGAAAGCUACAGUCCCAGCUUCGGACAACCGUAGUAGCAGCAGCUGCCUUCUUGGAUGCCUUUCAGAAAGUGGCGGACAUGGCCACCAACACACGUGGUGGUACCAGGGAGAUCGGCUCCGCCCUGACCAGGAUGUGUAUGAGACACCGGAGCAUAGAAGCCAAGCUGAGGCAGUUCUCCAGUGCUUUAAUCGAUUGUCUGAUUAACCCACUUCAAGAGCAGAUGGAAGAGUGGAAGAAAGUAGCCAACCAGCUGGAUAAAGACCACGCGAAAGAAUAUAAAAAAGCUCGCCAAGAGAUAAAAAAGAAGUCCUCAGAUACACUGAAACUGCAGAAGAAAGCCAAAAAAGUGGACGCCCUCGGGCGAGGCGACAUCCAGCCCCAGUUGGACAGCGCGCUCCAAGACGUCAACGAUAAGUAUCUCCUGUUGGAAGAAACAGAGAAGCAGGCUGUCCGGAAGGCUUUGAUCGAAGAACGGGGCCGGUUCUGCACCUUCAUCUCUAUGCUGCGGCCUGUGAUUGAAGAAGAAAUCUCGAUGCUCGGGGAAAUAACGCACCUUCAGACCAUAUCAGAAGAUCUGAAAAGCCUGACCAUGGACCCUCACAAGCUGCCCUCCUCAAGUGAACAGGUGAUUUUGGACUUGAAAGGUUCUGAUUACAGUUGGUCAUACCAGACACCACCCUCCUCUCCCAGCACCACCAUGUCCCGCAAAUCCAGUGUCUGCAGCAGCCUGAACAGUGUCAACAGCAGCGACUCGAGGUCCAGCGGCUCCCACGGCUCCCACUCGCACUCGCCCAGCUCCCACUACCGCUACCGCGGCUCCAGCCUGGCCCAGCAGGCACCUGUGCGGCUCUCCAGCGUGUCCUCUCACGACUCAGGAUUCAUCUCCCAGGACGCUUUCCAGUCCAAGUCGCCAUCCCCCAUGCCGCCAGAGGCCCCCAACCAGAACUCAUCCAGCUCGGCCUCCUCCGAAGCCUCGGAAACCUGCCAGUCAGUGAGCGAGUGCAGCUCGCCCACCUCGGUCAGUUCAGGCUCCACCAUGGGCGCCUGGGCGUCCACGGAGAAGUUGUCUAACGGGUUUUCUCACUAUAGUUUACCAAGUGAGUCCCAGGUGGGGCCCGUGGGGGCAAGCCUUUCCCCUCAUUGCCUGCCUGCCUCCCGCCUGCUCCCUCGGGUCACCUCUGUCCACCUUCCAGACUACGCUCAUUAUCACACCAUUGGGCCCGGCAUGUUCCCGUCAUCUCAGAUCCCUAGCUGGAAGGACUGGGCCAAGCCAGGACCUUACGAUCAGCCUCUGGUGAACACUCUUCAGCGCCGCAAAGAGAAGCGGGAGCCAGACUCCAGCGGGGGAGGCCCCACUGCUGCCGGAGGUGCGCCCGCCGCUGCCGAGGAGGCUCAGAGACCACGGAGCAUGACUGUGUCGGCCGCCACCAGGCCUGGAGAGGAGAUGGAGGCUUGUGAGGAACUGGCACUGGCCCUGUCUCGGGGCCUCCAGCUGGACACCCAGAGGAGCAGCCGGGACUCACUUCAGUGCUCCAGCGGCUAUAGCACCCAGACCACCACCCCCUGCUGCUCUGAGGACACCAUCCCCUCCCAAGGUAGGAGGCAGCCUGGGCUGUCCAGCCGGGCUUCCUCGGCGGUGCCAGUUUCAGAUUACGAUUAUUUCUCUGUAAGCGGUGACCAGGAGGCCGAUCAGCAGGAGUUUGACAAAUCCUCCACCAUCCCAAGAAACAGUGACAUCAGCCAGUCCUACCGACGGAUGUUCCAAGCCAAGCGUCCGGCCUCGACUGCUGGCCUCCCCACCACCCUUGGACCCGCUAUGGUCACCCCAGGGGUUGCAACCAUCCGACGGACCCCUUCCACCAAGCCUUCUGUCCGCCGGGGGACCAUAGGAGCCGGUCCCAUCCCCAUCAAGACCCCCGUGAUCCCUGUCAAGACCCCCACGGUCCCAGAUCUCCCUGGGGUGCUGCCGGCCCCUCCCGAUGGGCCCGAGGAGCGGGGUGAGCACAGCCCCGAGUCACCGUCCGUGAGCGAGGGCCCCCAGGGUGUCACCGGCAUGCCCUCCUCCACGUGGAGCGGCCAAGCCUCCGUCAACCCUCCUCUUCCAGGCCCCAAGCCAAGCAUCCCUGAGGAGCACAGACAGGCGAUUCCAGAAAGCGAGGCCGAAGACCAGGAAAGGGAUCCCCCAAGUGCCACUGCCUCCCCAGGCCAGACUGCAGAGAGUGACCCUGCAGACCUGAGCCCGAGGGAGGCCCCGCAGGGUGAAGACAUGCUCAACGCCAUCCGCAGGGGCGUGAAGCUGAAGAAGACCACGACCAACGACCGCUCGGCCCCCCGCUUCUCUUAGGCUCCCAAGCAGUGCUGCCAGUGGGGCCUGAACUGGCUGAUUAACAAAACCUAAUUGGUCUUGAUCCAUUCCAAUCUAGAAUCAGACGAAAGAUUUUGUAGGCAACUAGAACACAGCUCUUUUGAAAAUACCCAACACCUUUAGAUAAGUAUUCAAAGCAACACAUGUAACUGACAUAACCCUGAUCUUUUAAUUUGUAAAUACUGACCGUUUUCUUUCUGCACAUUUUAAUCUUAGUUUCCCUUUUGAUUUUUCUGAAGGUGCCAAAUUCCAUUUAACUUUUUUACAAGUCUUUGUAAAAUUUUAAAUGCAUAAGGGGUCAGGGGGAGGUCGGGCAGGGGAACCACGAAGUAGUUAAUUUCAGAAAAAAAGGGUAACUAUACUUAGCCUUUUCGGUUUUUUUUGUUUUGUUUUGUUUCUUGCAGGCUUUUGUAGAUGCAUUGUAGUAGUCUGGCUUAGAAGCAAAUUCAAGUUAUUUUAAUGUACAAACAAAAUGGAAAAAGGGGUAAAAGUUCUUAUUCAAAUGUACCAAGUUCUGGAUGAGGAAAGCAGGGGUCACGAUUGAUGAGCAAUAUUCGGAGGGAAGUCAGCUGGAGAUGGUAGACGGGGUUGGGGUUGGGGUUGGGGGGGAGGGUCGUGGGAGGGGCACACCGUCAGCAUAGCCAAUCCUGUUACAUUUAAGAGUAGCCUUGUAGGUUGAAUUUCUAGUAGCUUCACGGUAAAUGCAUCCAAAUAAGCCAUACCGGAUUGCAGUGUUUGUCUCCGUAGGGCGCGUAAGGACUUCCUUUCUCCCACGAUUCCUCUUGACUGCACCCAGCACCCACCUCCCGUCCCGUGCAUGCUGCUGCCACUGGGUAGACGUAGAAUCCCCCACUUCCGUUACUCGUCUGUUAUACCCACUUUCACUGAAUCCAAAUACAUCCAAAAGGGUAAGGCAGUUUUUGAAAUGUGAAGACAUUUUAAAAUGAUAGCAGGGAAUUCUUAGAUAUAGCAAAUGCCUUCUACUUAACUGUGCCCAGCAGGCUGGGCCGUUGAAAAGCCCAAAUAUUUUGAAAAAACUCAAACGGAUUUAACAAGGGUAACCAGCCUGGAGUCCAGCAACUUGCCAAUGUGUUUACCAGUCUGGGGGCUUGUUUUUCUUAUCUUCUUUUAAAUAAAUGGCAGUUAAUUGGCUUCAUACGGAAACAUCGAUGAGAGGAGGAUUGAGUUCUUGUCACUGGGAAUCUGACCACUAUACUGUCCCUUUUUUUUUUUUUUUUUUGGUAUUCUAGGUAAUGUUUUUUGGAAUGGACUUAUUAUGUCUUUUGUUUUUUAGGUGAAAGUUAAAUUUGUUGUAAUGCCCAUUCCCUAAAGCCAACAGAGGUUUGUAGAUUUAAAGGGGUCACAUUUAGAGAAUGCAGUGGUGUUUAAAAAGGAAAGCCAGCCCUGAGUCGUCAGGUCAGUUGAAUGUGCUUGUCUGGGGUCCCGACCUCUCAAGGGAAAGGAGCCUGGUGGACCCCACAGACCCUGCAGAUCUGUUGGCUCUAAUCCUCAAUUACAUAAUCUUAUGCUUUAAUACGUAACUGCAUUGGAUGUGACAGAAACGUACCUGUAUAGUCACUGUUCUAUAUAUUAACCUUUAACACUGCUGUGAUUGCUCAAGAACACUUUAUGUUAUGGCUUUCAAGCAAAGGCAUGAUUAUUAGAAACUAUUUAAGCUUUUUUUCUUUGAAAAACAAGCUCCUUUUACAGAAUAUAAGCAACAGUAGUGCCUGUGGUUUAGCCCACCAAUCUUGAUGACUAAAAGUAGCUGAUGCAUUGUGCAUAUGAUGCUUGAGAUGGUUUUUGCAAAAGCAGAAAUCACUGCAAGGUAAUUACAAUAGAUAAAAGUGGUAUUUUAAACCUUUGAAAUAAAUGGAUGUAACUGUACCGCGGUACAGCUUUUCACUUGUUUAGUUUUUAAACGUUAGUAUAAUCUGAAUAAAUUUAAUAUAAAAUGUUGCCAAAUUCAAUGUAGAAAGAAUGUGACAAAACACUUUGGGUAGUUCUGUUUGUGUUUUUGCAUAUUGUAAAAGCAGUGUCACAGCUAAAAAUAAAGAAAUCGUUUCUAAAGGUAAA